AUGGAUGAUUACGAAACUGUGUAUACAACAAUAUGCCGUGUGUGUUUAUCACAAAGUAGUACCGAAAAAAUGGUGCCUUUAAUUGAUAAAUCGGACAAUAAAGGGCUCAGUUCUUUUGGCAAAGCUAUCACAAUAGUAACCAAUGUUCUGUUAGAAAAAGAUGAUAAAUUACCAAGCAUGAUGUGCCAAAAGUGUGUUUAUUUACUAAAAUGUGCAGUUUAUUUCAAGUUAAAGUGUGAAUCCACGAACCAUAAGUUAAAACGUUUUAUAAACACGGAUAUAAACAAUGACAUUUCAGACCAUAAUAUUAAAGAAAAAGUAUGUGAAUAUGUUAUUUUCAAUCAAUAUUUCUCUUUAGACGCUAGUUAUGAUGCGUCAAGCAGUUGUGUAGAAAAAAAAAGUGUCGAUAAACUUUGCAAUGUAGACCAAGAGAAAGUUCCUAGUUCAUCCAGUAAUCAAUUGGCUGAAGAUACAAAUUCAAGUGACAAAAUAUACGACUUUGAUUCUUAUACUGACGAUGAUGAUAAUAUUGACCGUAUAAACGAUAAACAAGAAUACUCAAAAGAUAUCAACAAUAUAUUAGACACAAUACAAGAUAUAAUUAACACGGGCACAAAUGUAACAACUUUUAAAAGGCAAAAGAUGAAAAGAAAAAAAGAAAAAUAUUUUUCUAAACCACAAAACAAUGAACGUAAUUUAAUCUGCAAGAUAUGCAACAAAAUUCUUGCAAACCGUUUAACAUAUGACCAUCACAUGCAACGUCACAACUUUUGUCGAUUCAUUUGCGACCAAUGUGGCAAGGGCUUUCCAGUUCUUGCAGAAAUGCAUAUGCAUCAAAUUGCAAGACAUGGAAUUGGACCAUAUUUACAAUGUGAUCAUUGUCCAUAUAAGGCUCCUCGUAAGUUAAAUUUAAUUGAACAUUUGAGAAUACAUACUGGAGAAAGACCGUUUACAUGUGAAAAGUGUGGGUUGACAUUCCGUCGAAGAGCAAUAUGGAGAAAUCAUCUAGUUUGCCAUAUGGAGAAGACUCAUCAAUGCACGUAUUGCCCUAGAAAGUUUUUUAGGCAUUCGCAAAUGCUUGCUCAUUGUAAUAACGUUCAUGAACGAUUGUAUAUGUUCAUGUGUAGUGUUUGUAGUGUUACUUAUACAAAGACGGAGACAGUUAGACGUCACAUGGUUGUGAAGCACGGUAUUCCAAGAGAAAAACAAGGUAGGAUUUCUCGGGUUAGUAAUGGUAAUAAUGAAUUUCCUGGAAAAAUAAUUUAA
Messenger RNA from Arctia plantaginis, 1266 nucleotides. NCBI's taxonomy places the organism in Eukaryota, Metazoa, Arthropoda, Insecta, Lepidoptera, Erebidae. The record is from the annotation of a GenBank genome assembly.